Messenger RNA from Prorocentrum cordatum, 3474 nucleotides. The record is from the annotation of a GenBank genome assembly. Lineage: Eukaryota; Dinophyceae; Prorocentrales; Prorocentraceae.
AUGUCCAUCCUGAAGUCUCUGGAUGACCGCAUCUCUCUCUACGGCGAACGGCCGCGAGACCUGACCCCGCUGAGCGCGCUCAACGAAGUGACGAAGGGCGCCACCACCCCGCUCCCUUUAGAGUCCGCGCUUCCUCCCGGCGCGCUGCGGCUGGCGACGGACUUCAAGAAACACGCGUUGAAGAGUGAGAGCGAGCUUGAGGCAGAUCGUUUGAGAGGCGUCUCUGUCACCCCGUACUGGUGCCCGGACCUGCGGCGCUCAAAGCAGUGCCGCCGCGAGCUGUUCGCCACGCUGUACAACCGCCAGCUUCUCACCUUCAGGCGACGCAUCUUCUCGAGGGUCUCAAUCUUCUUCGUCUGGAAGAAGACAGGUAUGACCAGGCUGAUUGUGGACGCCCGCUCGACCAACGAGAAGUGCCGGAUGCCCCCUCACACUGACUUGGGCACGAUCGCCGCCUUGGCGGACGUGGAUCUCAGCCUGGCCGAGCUCUCCGACAUCGCGGACGCCGAGCUGAGCACCGAGGAGGAGGCCGAGCUACUCAAGGGGCAGGGCGGGCUUUUCUCUCUCCCUUUCUCUGGGAGCUCUCUGGACGUGGUCGACGGCUUCUACCAGUUUGACAACUGGCGUAUGGCGAGCUGGUUCGGGAUGGAUGAUCCCGACGAGGCUGGCGUCUACGGAGUCACCGAGGUCUGGGAUGACGACCUCGAGAAGAUGGUGCCGCUGCAGCCCACUGACAUCGUGUACCCCUGCUUCAGAGCGCUUAGCAUGGGUUUUACGUGGGCUCUCUAUUUUUGUCAUUCAGCUGUGGAGCAUAUCGUCGCUGCCGGGGUCCCUGGGGGCGCCUCUCGAGCUGCUCGGGAGAAGCACCGGGCGCCGCGGGCCUCGUUUGCAAGUCCGAUCACCUCGACCUACGUCGACAACGCGGCCCUGCUGUCUGCUAAUACCAGUACUUCAGACCUACAGACUGUUCUUCAUCAGUUCUCUGCGCGUGACAUGCGCACACACGACAUAGUAGAGCACACCUUUGCGCUAGAGCACUUGGGCGCCAUCUUCGACGGACAUCGUCGUCUUCUGCAUCACCAGCCGCGCCGAGUGUGGCGAGUGUACCUGGCCGGCAAAGAACUACUCCGACGUCGGCGACUUCGAGGUGAGGUCCUUCGAGUCUGGAUCGGCCACGUGGUGCACCUCUUCAUGCUCAACAGGCCGGCGUUGUCCUGUCUGUGGGCAGUCUACCAGUUCAUCCAACAUGCACUCGAGCGGCGGUGCCGGGUGUGGGGCUCUGUGCGCCAGGAGAUUAAAGUGAUUCUGGGUCUAGUCUUCCUCUGCCAGCGCGACUUGAGUGCUCCACGGCUGCGGAUGGCCUACUGCUCUGACUCCUCUGACCUGGGGUACUGCUUGGCGGUCACGAGCGCUUCGGAUGCGGAGCUCAGAGAGGCGGCAGCUUAUCGCGAACGAUGGCGUUUCAUCGAGGAUCGGUUGGACCCGCGGUGCGAGUUGGUCCCCUACCUCGGGCUCUGCGACAGCGCUGGCCUCUCGCCCCUGGGGGGCUCGCCAGAGCCGUGGCAAGAGGUGCCCGCACUCGGUGCCAAUUGGGGCCCGCCCGAGCGCUGGAAGACCCUCUUCGAGCGGAAGUGGAAUGACCCAACUGAGCACAUCAACACCAAGGAAGGCAGGGUGAUGCUGGCGGGGCUUCGGCGUGCCUGCCGCAACCCGCGCUGCCACAAGAAGCGGCUCCUCUCCCUCUCCGACAGCCUGGUCGCCUGUUGCGCCUUUGAUCGAGGGCGUGGGCGAGGCACGGAGAAGACCAACUGGGGCCUUCGCUAUCUUGGCCAACGGGCAGCAGCUCUGCAGAUCGCCUGCGACAUUCAGUGGGCGACUCGACACCUCGAGGGAGUUCGCAACCCCACGGACGCGGGCUCUCGCCGUUUUGACGGAGGUGCUGACCCGACGGAGAGGGCACGCAACCUCGGCUUGGAGCGAGGCGGUCAUGACAUGGACUCGGGCCCCCUCUCCGGGCUCAUCAAGGAGGCCCUCACCAUCGUGUACGGCGCCCCGCAGGACUUCUACGGGGCCUCCCACGGGCACCUCAAGGGCUUCAGCGUGUUCUUCGGCUCCCGGCAGGACCUCUUCGGGGACUCCAUCAAGGCCUCCAAGCCCAAGGGCUACGACUUGAACCGCACGCUGCGCGUUAGGAGAGGGGCGAUCUUUUUGGAGCUGUUCGCGGGCCACGAGGGCCUCACCAGGGCCGUGGCCUCUCUAGGCGUUCCAAGUGGAGAAGGUAUCGAGCUCUCGAAAGGCCCCGAGUAUGACCUCUUGGACCCCGGCAUCAGGCAGUACAUCAUCGGUCUCAUUCAACGGGGCAAAUGGAAGUCGGCCCCGCACGUCGGCGACGAGCUCGACAGGGUCCCGGGCAGGCUCAUCGCUUACGUCGGCCAGCAGCUCGGCGCUCGACGACAGCGUCUCGCGCGACCGCCUGCUGUACGACACGGACCUGCCCCUUUGCCUCGGAACCUGGUCGAGAACAGCGUCUCGGCCGCCACCCUGCACACCUACAAGGCGGAGGUCGGCGAGUUCGAGGCUUGGGCAGCUGGCAGGGUGCGCAGCCUCCGCACGCACGAGGCGGCAGACUCUGCGAUGUCGGACUACUUCGAGUGGCUCUACGCCCAGAGAGAGCAGCCGCAGAUCGGCAGGUGGGCCCUGUACGGCUACGCGCUGCUGAGGCUCUCGCAUCUGGGCCGCGGAGGGCACGUCCUGCCCAAGGCCAAGGCAGCUCUUCGAGGUUGGAUUCGCCAGAUGCCUGGUCGCAUUCGUGACCCUUGUCCCAUCGAGGCGGCCUGGUUGAUAGUUCAGUGGCUUCUUCUCAAGAAUCAAGCUUUCUACUUCUGGUGUGCCCUUGCUGUGGUGUUGCAAGUGGAUACCUAUGUCCGCCCGGGCGCCCUGAUGGGCAUCAAGCGAGAAGACCUACUGCCCCCAAUUCGCCAACGUGGCUCACGCUACACCGAUUGGGGCCUCGUUCUCUCUCCUAGCACCCGAGCUGGCAAGACCAAGUCUGGCGAGCAAGAUGACACGCUGGUCAUUGGUAUCCUCGACCGCACCUUCGUGAAGGACGUGGCCGCUUUCUUGCAUGGGUCCGCUCACGAUGGUGAGCGGGUUUUUCGCCACCUCACACUCCCGUCUUACGAGAAGUCCAUCAAAGAAGCCUCAGAGGCGCUGGAGCUGGAUGCCCUGAGGAUUGUGCCGCAUUGUUUCCGACACACUGGCCCCUCGACUGAUGCCUAUCUCAAUGCCCUCAGCAUCCAGCAGAUUCAAGAUCGUGGUAAAUGGAAGUGCCCCGCCUCGGUGAGGCGAUACGAGAAGCACGCAGCUCUACUACGUCAGUCGCACAAAAUGACACCCCGCCAGCGGCGGGAUGCUAUUGCUGCCGGUCGCCAACUCCCGGACCUGCUCAAGCACGCUUUUCGCCAGUAUCGUUAA